Strongylus vulgaris is the source of this 849-nucleotide messenger RNA. The record is from the annotation of a GenBank genome assembly. Lineage: Eukaryota; Metazoa; Nematoda; Chromadorea; Rhabditida; Strongylidae.
AUGGAUCCUCUCUUUCCAGAUCGGGUUGAUACAUUGAAAAAUCAAGUAAGUUUGCUCACGAGUGAAAGAGACCAACUGCAGCAGAACACGGCAGAAUUAAGCAGACAUUAUGAAACCUGUAGACUGGAGUUUGUAAACACACGAAGCAGAAUUGAAACCGAGUUGUCCGAGGCCUCAUCAGCUCGCGAUGCUGCUCUAUUACGCGUGAAGGAGUUGGAAAAUGAUAUCAGCGUGCUGCAGAAGGAACUCACGCAACGAAGAAUGGUUGUGAGUGUUGCUGAGGAAGCCCAAAAUAUUCCUGUCAACUAUACUGAAGAUGACAUCAACCGCAAAGUUGAAGAAACUCGGCUUAUUUUGGAUGCUGAGUGGCAGAAGAAAUUUGAUGAAGAAGGCAAAAUUGAUCAAAUAAUCUUUGAACGUGAGCAGACGGUCAGCGAGUUGCAAAUGCGACUAAGGUUGAUGGAAGAAAGAUCAGCUGAAACGAGGGCAAAUGGAUCGGAUCUGCUAUCCUUAUCUGAACAACUUCAAAACGAAAAGGCUACUGUUUCGCGUGCUGUAGCUCAAAAUAGGGAACUUAAGGAGCAGCUUAUAGAGACUGAAGAUAGACUAGUCGCUCUAACUGAAGAGAAGCUACAGUCUGAGCUGGCUCGUCAAACUGCUGAACAUCAAGUGAGAGAGUUGAAGAGAAGACUUGGAGAGUCUGGCGAGACUGCGCAGUCCUUAAGUGGACCCACGGAAUCUCCUAGUAUAACUAGCACGACUCUGGAAGCUGUAUUGCAUCCGUCAAUGUCAUUAGAACCGUCUCGUUUAAGUGAAGAUUAUGAAGAAUCCGAUCGUGAUCACACAGAA